CAGUAUUGUCUCAUGCAGAAGAAGGUUAGACAAUGGUGUGCAUUGCAUGAUGAGUUCAGCCUGGGGACCUGCUAUUUUUAUUGUCUUUUCUACAAGUUCUGAUGAAACAUCUCACUCAGAUUUUUAAACAACAUGUGAUGCUAUCGGUGUCAUUAUGGCAAAUGACAGUUCAUCUGAUACAAACCAGUCCCAACUUGAAAUCGGACACACCAUUUUAAUCUACAUCUACGCCGUUACCGUUUUCUUCAUGGUUGUACUUGGAUGCCUUUGCCUAAACAAGUAUCGGUCAAUGAAGAAGGUCAUAUGGGAGCUAAGGCAAAAAAGGCCGUCUGUCCCCCAGAUUCCUUCCCAAGAUUCUCCACCUCCAUCUCCCAAUGUCCUGAAUAUUCCUGCACUGCCUGACCGUAUUACAGAGAGCCCAUUACAGAGACAACCAACUAAAUCGAGCUGCAGAUUUCCCUGGAAGCCUCCACUACAGGUUCCUCGGUUCACAAAGGCAGACCUAAACCUUAUUCAGCUCAUAAAGGCAGGUCGAGAAGGAGUCUUCUACAAGGCAAGGAUAAUGAGGGGCACAUGUAGAGGCCAUUCACUGGUCACUUGCAAAAUUGGAAAAGAAGGUAUCACCUCAAAGCAGAUGGAAAAUGAGGUGUCUAUUAUGAGAAAGCUGGCGUAUCAUAAAAAUGUGAUGCAGCUGCUGGACUGGAAUACAGCAGAAGAGCCGUAUAUGCUGAUCAUGGAUUUCAUGAGCUACGGAACCCUGCGCAGUUUUGUUCAGAAAAACCAAGAUGAGCUAAUUGUCGACCCUGAACUGCAGAGCCAGUUCACCAUUGCGUCCUACCACAUCGCCCUGGCCAUGGAGCACUUACGCUCCAAAAUGGUGGUGCACUGUGACCUUGCCUUAAGGAACAUUCUGGUGAGCCGAUUCCCAUGGGAGGUGAAGGUAACAGAGUUUGGCCUGGCCAGAGACUUGACCCGUAUGAGGAGCAGACGCAGCAGCAGGAAAAAACAACACAAGGAGCGUGUGCCGCUGCGCUGGUAUCCUCCAGAGUACUUCAGGAACAACUACUACAGCUUUAAGGGAGACGUCUGGGCGUUUGGUAUUGUGCUGUGGGAAAUGCAGACAUUCGGCACCUUGCCAUAUCCAAGUCUGAACACAUCUGAGGAAGUGGUGUAUAGUAUCUGUGCUGGACGCAAGAACACUGUGCCCAACACCUGCCGUCCGGAAAUAGAACAGAUCAUGCAAGACUGCUGGAUGGAUCCAUACACAAAUAGACCUUCAUUUACAGACAUUGUCAAGAUCCUGGAGAGUGUGGUGGAGAGUGAUGGGGAUUAUGUGGACGUUGACAACCAAAGGAUCAUGAAUGCAGAGGAAAAGUGAAUU
Messenger RNA from Sinocyclocheilus grahami, 1381 nucleotides. RefSeq names its product fibroblast growth factor receptor homolog 1-like. NCBI's taxonomy places the organism in Eukaryota, Metazoa, Chordata, Actinopteri, Cypriniformes, Cyprinidae. Gene Ontology annotation, cellular component: signaling receptor complex; plasma membrane. The transcript has 12 exons. The record is from RefSeq and is a predicted model, not a curated record. Bases 155 to 1378 code for a protein of 407 amino acids. Gene Ontology annotation, biological process: positive regulation of kinase activity; cell migration; positive regulation of angiogenesis. Gene Ontology annotation, molecular function: vascular endothelial growth factor receptor activity; growth factor binding; ATP binding.